Messenger RNA from Syzygium oleosum, 2064 nucleotides. RefSeq lists its product as uncharacterized. The record is from RefSeq and is a predicted model, not a curated record. The transcript has a single exon. NCBI's taxonomy places the organism in Eukaryota, Viridiplantae, Streptophyta, Magnoliopsida, Myrtales, Myrtaceae. Bases 12 to 1979 code for a protein of 655 amino acids.
AUCACGUCCCCAUGAAAUCAUUCAAUCUGAUGUCAUCCAUGGUCAGUACACAAUGGCCUGCGUUGAAUGAUUUAUGGGAAGCAUGGGGCAUCCAAUUGCUGGUCACCAUGAGCCUCGCUUGCCAGAUCACCCUUGCCAUCCUUGGCAGCCGCCGAAGGUACAAGACCUCGAUCAUCCUCAGACAUGUCAUCCUCACUGCCUACUUGCUCUCUUCUUACAUUGCAACAAUAGCCCUCGGCAAGCUCACUGUCAUCCAGAUCGACCAUCCUGAUCGACCAGACUACAUUACUGAGCUGAAGGGGUUGCUGGCACCGUUGCUCUUGAUGCAGCUUGGGAACCCUGACUCCAUAACCGCAUACUCGGUUGAGGACAACCGGCUCAGCAUCCGGCAGAUGCUGAAUCUGUCAGUCAGGGUCGUUUUCGUCGUCUGGAUCCUGAUUCGCUGCUGGGACAGCUCGUCCCCUGUUCCAUUUUUAUACUUCCCCUUGUCUCUUGCCGGGAUCAUUCGAUCAGCACUGACUGUUUGGGCCCUCAAGUCUGUGUACUGGGAGAGGUCGAGCAUAUCAGUCAAGGAUAUCUUUGACGAGGAAACUGUUGCCAAGUUCUUAGACAAUGAAAGGCCCAGUUGGACAAAGGAGCAAACAAUCAUCUUGAAGGCGUACCAUCGGUUCGAUUGCUUGAAGCCCCACAUUGUAAACUGGCUCUACCACCCAGAAUCGCUAUCUAAAUCUCAGUUAAUUGUAGAUCACGAUUUAGCCUUCAUCACAGCUGAGGUCGAACUUGGAUUCAUGUAUGACGUGCUUUACACCAAGCAACCGAUUCUUUAUAAACCGCUCGGUCUUAUCUGCCGCUUCACUAGCUUUUUCUGUCUAGUCUCAGCCUUGUGUGGAUUUGCUCUUAUUUUCAGGAGUGCUUUCUUGAUAGACAUGUACAUCACCUACACUUACGCCUUGUUGAUAGGAGUCACCGCUCUAGAAGGUUACCAAAUUGUUCUGCAACCCUUCUCGGCAUGGGCCAUUGUGGUGAUGAGCCAUCACCAAAGAAACCACCUCAUAUCAACAAGGCUAUUGAACUGCUUAGCUGAAAGGUAUAUGAAGCGGAAAAGGUGGUCAAACUCAGUUGGGCAACUCAACUUGUUGGAUAAUCGCCUGUACGACGACGACUGGCCGUGGCACAUCGGAAGAAUCCUCAGAUACUUGGGCAAAAAACAGGUGACCUACAGAAGGUAUUGGAUUCACUGUCGCGUGAAAAUCCCCGGCUCUCUCAAGGAAUUGCUGGUGGAAGAUAUGGAGAAGCUCAACGUGAGCAGAGGCCAAAAGCCCUUCACCGAACGCGGCAAGUGGACGCUUAAAGCUCACAAACUCAGAAACGAUGUGGAGUGGACACAGGAAGCCCUUGAAGUGUUUAAGAAAAGCAUCUCGACAACAUUUGACAAAAGCAUCAUCAUUUGGCACAUGGCAACGAACAUCUGCCUCCUUUCAGAGCGCGAUGAUUCUCCGAACUGUAAAGGAAGCGAACUGCUGUCAAAUUACAUGAUAUACCUUCUAGCACUGCGACCCUACACGCUGUCCCUAACGACUAGUGACAUCACAUUGGAGCAUGCUUGCGCUGUAUUGAAGCCGUUUCUCAGGUACAGAGACUGCAAUGAGGCCUUGUGGACAUUGUCGUCAGAAGAGGACAUGCUCGAACCCUCCCUGGAUCAGAUGGGAACCAUAAUCACCAGGGAUUGGCACGUGCUGCUGGAUGCGCAGAAAUUAGCCGCGACACUGAAGGGCAAGAACAACAAGUGGCAGAUCAUUAGCAGCAUUUGGGUGGAGAUGUUGUGCUAUGCUGCUUAUAAUUGUCAAGUUUACCAUCACGCGAAACUGUUGCGGCGAGGUGGUGGGCUUAUAACUCAUGUAUGGCUGCUCUUGAUGCACGACACUGAUAAGUACACCCACACUCCCAAGACCAAGCCCACCGAAGAAACCGAAGGAUAGUCGCAAAGUGAGUCAUGACCUAGGAUUGGUCAUGCUAUGCACCCGAUUGUAGUGUGUUUUUUUCCUCUUCUCCUCGGUAAAGAGG